AUGGAGCGCGUGCCCGCAGCACUCACGCGGUUGGAGACGCGCAUGGACACUACUGAAAGAGCUAGUGCGCGGGUUAAUCAAGGUGCGGAGGAGGUACAAGGCGCGUUGCAAGCACAAGCGGCAUCCCAAGCGCAAGCAGCGUAUGGAGUUCAGGCGCAUCAUCAACCAGAACCGCCCCCAGCGCCGUACGCAUACCUUGGCUGUUUGCUGGGGCUUGGUGGGCACCGCGUGCCCAACGCUCGAGACUCAAAGUUGAUGAUCGGAAAGUUCAGCGGAGUGGAGCAAUACAAAGUACUGGGAAGUGAAUUUCGCCAGUGGGCGCUACUCUCCCUUGAGGUCAUUGAGAUGUCUGAGCUCGGGUCCGUAUACCAGUGGACUGAACGAGUUAAGGCGAACAAGCUCCAGCAGCAUCUGGAGAGAACGGCCUUGCAGGAUUAUCAAGCACACAUUGAAGAAUAG
Messenger RNA from Peronospora farinosa, 459 nucleotides. Lineage: Eukaryota; Oomycota; Peronosporomycetes; Peronosporales; Peronosporaceae. The record is from the annotation of a GenBank genome assembly.